This is a messenger RNA of Merops nubicus (carmine bee-eater), 2187 nucleotides long. It is a transcript of the gene INPP5B, whose product is annotated as inositol polyphosphate-5-phosphatase, 75kDa. Gene Ontology annotation, cellular component: cytosol; membrane. Gene Ontology annotation, biological process: signal transduction; phosphatidylinositol dephosphorylation. The annotation marks the transcript as partial. The transcript is spliced from 16 exons. NCBI's taxonomy places the organism in Eukaryota, Metazoa, Chordata, Aves, Coraciiformes, Meropidae. Gene Ontology annotation, molecular function: phosphatidylinositol-4,5-bisphosphate 5-phosphatase activity; inositol-1,4,5-trisphosphate 5-phosphatase activity. The record is from RefSeq and is a predicted model, not a curated record.
GCAAAACAAACUCAAACCUGAAGUGAUAACUGAAAUGGUUCAGUCCUCCAGCGUCAUGGUUUCAAACAAGGCUUUGAUCUUAUCAGAGUUUAAACUAAGAGAUACUAUCGUUAAAUCUCAGCUUGCGCAAAUGGAGGAUUCCUACACACACAUCCAGACCUUCAGAUUUUUUGUUGGGACGUACAAUGUGAACGGUCAGUCACCCAGAGAGAGCCUCCAGCCUUGGCUGAGCUGUGACACUGAGCCUCCAGACGUUUACUGUGUGGGUUUCCAGGAGCUUGAUCUGAGUAAAGAAGCCUUCUUUUUCAAUGACACCCCGAAGGAAGAAGAGUGGUUUAAAGCUGUAACUGAUAGUCUGCACCCAGAUGCCAAAUAUGCAAAGGUGAAACUCGUGCGGCUUGUGGGAAUCAUGCUUCUGUUGUAUGUGAAAGCAGACCUUGCUUUGAACAUUUCUGAGGUGGACGUUGAGACUGUGGGAACUGGAAUCAUGGGGAGGAUGGGUAACAAAGGUGGUGUUGCCAUAAGGUUUAAAUUCCAUAACACUAGUGUGUGUGUUGUGAACUCUCACCUCGCAGCUCACAUGGAGGAAUAUGAGCGGAGGAACCAGGACUUCAAAGACAUCUGCUCUCGGAUGCAGUUCAGCCAGUGGGAUCCAAAUUUGCCUCCUCUCACUAUUGGCAAACAUGACGUGGUCUUAUGGUUGGGUGACCUCAACUAUCGGCUGGAGGAACUGGAUGUGGCGAAAGUGAAGCAGCUCAUAGAUGAGAAAGCAUUUCUAAAGCUUUGCCAGUAUGACCAGCUGAAGAGGCAAAUGAAGGCACAUGCAGUCUUCGAAGGCUUUACAGAGGGAGAGAUUUCUUUCCAGCCAACAUACAAAUACGAUGCUGGCUGUGAUGACUGGGACACAAGUGAGAAGUGUCGUGUCCCCGCCUGGUGUGAUCGGAUCCUCUGGAGGGGGCAGCACGUCGCCCAGCGGAGCUACCGCAGCCACAUGGCUCUGAAGAUCAGCGAUCAUAAGCCAGUGAGCUCCGUGUUUGACAUUGGGGUGAAGGUUGUGAACGAGGAGCUCUAUCGAAAAGCCUUUGAGGAGAUAGUCCGCUCCCUGGACAAGCUGGAGAACGCCAACAUCCCCUCGGUGACCCUCUCCCGGACAGAGUUCCAUUUUGAGGAUGUUAAAUACAUGCAGCUGCAGGUGGAGAAGUUUACAAUCCGCAAUGGUCAAGUGCCUUGCCAGUUUGAAUUCAUCAUCAAACCAGAUGAGAAAUCCUACUGCAAGGAGUGGCUGAUUGCUAAUCCCAGUAAGGGCUUUCUGCUGUCAGAUGCUGAGAUCACAGUUGAGUUGGAGGUGUUCGUUAAUAAAUCAACAGCUACACACUUAAACUCAGGAGAGGAAAAACUCGAAGAUAUCUUGGUCUUGCAUCUUAACAGGGGGAAGGAUUAUUUUCUGUCUGUAACAGGCAACUACUUGCCAAGUUGCUUUGGGUCUCCCAUCCACACGCUCUGUUACAUGAGGGAACCGAUCCAGGACAUGUCAGCAGAAUCCAUUCGGAAACUUACCCUGAUGCCACUAGAAAGGAGUGACGAUCCCCUUGGAGCUGAGAAGCCUACGGACAUUCCAAAAGAGCUGUGGAUGAUGGUGGAUCACUUGUACCGUAACGCUUCCCAGCAGGAGGACCUGUUUCAGCAGCCAGGCCUCAGAUCUGAAUUUGAGCAAAUCCGAGAUUGUUUGGACAAAGGAAUGCACGAUACCCUCUUUGGCAGCAACCACUCGGUGGCAGAAGCCUUGCUGCUCUUCCUGGAAAGCCUGCCGGAGCCUGUCAUCUGCUACAGGUCCUACAGCAGCUGCUUGGAGAGCGCCAGCAGCUACCCGCUGAGCUGCCAGAUUAUCUCUAACCUGCCACGCUGCCAUAAAAAUGUAUUUGAAUAUCUAAUGGCAUUUCUACGAGAACUACUGAAAAAUUCAGAGAAAAACCAUUUGGAUGUGAAUAUUCUGGCUAGUAUAUUUGGUGGCUUGUUGCUUCGACCUCCUCCUGGACAUCCUACACCUGAUAUAACCGAAAAGAGGAAAGCUCAGCAAUUUAUCCAUCAGUUCCUCUUGAGAGAAGACAAUUUACCCUGAAUUUCAGAUGCAGCUAACCUGAUUUUUAGAUAUCAAAUUACUGUAAAAAUAUUUCUUUGUACAAUAUA